AAACUCUUAUAUAAUACGGUUAAAGUAGGCAGACUCAAAGGGACGGAUUAGUAGCUUAGUACUAUAUAUAGACAAGGGCCUACUAUAGUCCAUAUUUGUUAAGUCACUAAAUUAUUUACUUGGUUAACAAAAGGAGAAGGAAAACUAUGGCUCAAAUAAGAAAGUUAGAAGGGCAAAUAGAGCUGAAUUGUUCAGCAGAGAAGCUAUUCAAGAUGAAUAUGGUGAAGCAAGCCAAUAUUCCAAACAUUUGUGCCAACAUGUGCAAGGUUGAAGCAUACCAAGGUGACUGGGAAAGUGUGGGCAGCACCAGAAGAUGGGACUAUGUCAUUGAUGGGAAGGCAGAGUACCUUAUUGAAAGGAUAGAAGCACAUGAUGUAGAGAACAAGAUUAUUCAUCGUAGAGCAAUUGAUGGAAAUAUAAUGAAGAAUCAUUACAAGUCAUUUGCAAGCACAUUACAAGUAAUUCCGAAGGGAAAUACAUGUUUGGUUAAAAUUAUUCUUGAAUAUGAGAAAAUGAACCAAGAUGCACCUGAACCUUAUCAUUUGCUUCACUUUGGACUUGCUAUUUUCAAAGAACUUGUCUCUCACCUUACUUAACAUUUAACACCAACUAUUAGUUCGUGCGAUUAACUCAGAACUGAUCGUGUUUUUUUGGGUUAAUAGGGAAAAUUCAUAUGAACGUAAACUUUACGAUGUUUGCUAUCUACUAUGUGUGUGUUGUAUCUUUAAUACUUUAUUAUUGAUCGUUUUAAAAUAUAAAUGUUUUAGACGAUACUUAGUGAUUUUUAAAAAUAAAAAGAAAUGACUGUAAUUUUAAGGUUGCAUAACAUGCCCAUGCAACACGUUGUAUGAAAAAGAAAUUAAAUAAAACUACAUUAUUAAUUCCA
Messenger RNA from Amaranthus tricolor (Joseph's coat), 886 nucleotides. RefSeq names its product MLP-like protein 28. NCBI's taxonomy places the organism in Eukaryota, Viridiplantae, Streptophyta, Magnoliopsida, Caryophyllales, Amaranthaceae. Gene Ontology annotation, biological process: defense response. The coding region runs from base 147 to 596 and encodes 149 amino acids. The transcript has 2 exons. The record is from RefSeq and is a predicted model, not a curated record.